GGCACUCCAUAAUUGACUGGUGAUAACGUAAUGGGUGAGUCACAUAUCGGUGUAUGCGUAACAAACAACGGCAGAUUAUAAUGACGUAGUCGUAGAUUUCAGCUGAUGGAACAGAUAGACAUGUAAUAUUGGGUCAUAUUACACUGUUGCUACAUAUGCAUGCAAGUCCUGUCCAUGUGGUAAGAGAUUCAUUCCGAAAGGCCAUUGAUCUGUGAUGUUUCUUGUAAAGCAGUUAGUCCUGUUUUAGUUCUCUGCUGCACACUGAUUGUACAAUGGAAUCUAAAGGUACGAGCUUGUUUCUUGAAUGCAGUCGAAGGUGAUGAUACUUAGGUCUUUGCACAGUCUGGGUACAAGAUGAAGCGUACGUCAUCUGGGUCUGCUGCCCAUGAGCAGGAGGUAUCUUCCAAUCGAAGGAACGUUCCAACGAGACUGAGUCAGGCAGCUGAGAGUAUGGCUCACAGGAGACCUCCUCUGCUCCUCAAUACCUCACAGUCGUCGUCAUCAUCGUCGGACUCAGCCGACUCGCCUGUCAUUGACGGUACCCCUCCCAUCAAUCAAGAGAGGAAUGUUCCAGACUUCGAAUUUGAUAGGACUAGAAUGACAAGUGGUCCGGCAAUGCCAGGGUACCCUGGACCUCGUCACCGUCAGGGGACGAGUCGCACAAUGACUCCUAUGGACUUUGCUAGUAAUUUGAGGAAUGGUUCUUUGCAUCACAGCAGACAAGUGGCUUCUUCAUCUCAAGCUAGUCCUACUCCUAACCUCAGAAUACCUCACCUGGCAAACGUUCCUGUGACGAACCAACGUACCAUGCUUCAUGCCAGGCGUAUGAUGGAGCGUCGCACUUCACCACCGUCCAAUGACGACAACUCUUCACUCGCAUCUGCAGCCGAAGGGAUCAUUGCAGCCGAGGGGAUAAUGGCAGCUGAGUCAGCAGCAUUGACAUCGCUCCAAUUGCGGAUACCAGGAUUGCCUUCCUCAUCGGGAUAUCCAUCUCCUACCACAUUCAUCUCCUCAGAAACCUAUCCUUACCCCUACCACAACAUGACUACUUCAACCUUGUCUCCAUCCUCCUCCACCACCUCUUCAUUCCCUAGAGACCAGACCCAGUCCUCACAAACUGUUCCUUUGAGAAAUGGGCCAGGUUCCUCCAAGCAUACUGCAGGUACAUCUACUCUGAAGCGAGCUGGUCCUUAUUUGCUGGGGCCAAGGCUUGGCACAUCGCCUGUCCGAAGCAUUGUCCAAUGUUUAGCCAGGAAAGAUGGCAGUGAUGACUUUUAUUCUUUAAAGAUUCUGACUUUGUCUGAGAGUGGACGAGAGAAUCAGGAUGAAAGACAAGGGAAAAUGCUCCUACACACAGAAUACUCCUUGCUGUCUUUGCUAAGAGAUCAAGAAGGGGUUGUACACCACCAUGGACUCUUUCAGGACCGUGCCUAUGAGAUCAGACCCGAUGCAUCCAGCAGUGGAAGAAAGACGUCUUACAAGAAGAGGUUGUGCCUUGUCUUGGACUGUUUGGUGUCACAUGACUUCAGCAGUCGGACGGUGGACCUUGUUAAUCUCCAGCAUCAUGUGAUUCAUGAGAAGAAGUUAAGUGAGAAGGAGGCCGUCUAUAUCUUUCAUGAUGUAGUCAGUAUCGUGGAGAGUCUACAUAAGAAAAACAUUGUUCAUCGUGAUUUGAAGUUGGGCAACAUGGUACUCAACUGCCACACACGCAAGAUAACUCUCACCAAUUUCUGCCUCGGCAAACACCUCGUCAGUGAGCAUGACCUUCUCAAGGACCAACGAGGGAGCCCUGCUUAUAUCAGCCCAGAUGUAUUGAGUGGAAAGCCCUACUUGGGUAAGCCAAGUGACAUGUGGGCACUGGGUGUUGUACUGUUCACCAUGCUGUAUGGUCAGUUUCCAUUCUAUGAUAGUGCCCCUCAGGAACUCUUCAGGAAGAUCAAGGCAGCAGAGUUCACCAUUCCUCAAGAUGGGCGUGUUUCUGAGAAUACAACAGGUCUUAUCAAGAGUUUGUUAGUCUUGGAUGCAUCCACCAGACUUACUGCCUCGCAGGUCAUAGAGUCUGUCAAAACUACAUUGGCCAUGUGGAAAUCAAUGGCAAUGCAAGGUGAGCAACUUCAGGUGGUCCCUGACAUCGACCAUGGCGACAGCGAUUCACCGGUCACCAAGAAACCCUGCGAUUCUUCAGCGACAGCAGCGGCAUCCUCGUGCAGUAAGGCCAUCCCCGCUGAUUGGGAACUAAAGCUGCAUCAGAAGUCCCAGCCAUCUCCCGUCGUCACCAACUACAGGGCUCCAAGGUCUCCCCUCUCGGCCCAUCGCCAUCCUCCGGUAAGGCAGUUCAGUCACGAUGCCCAACCUCUCUCGGCAGCAGAGGCAGCUAUCUUCUUCAAUGCCCGGUCAUGACAUCGUUUCUGAGGCCAUCCUCUCAUCAUUUGUUGAACUAUGAAGCACAUUUGCCUAAAUUAUCAUCCUCUGUUGAAACAGCUCAGUGAUGAUGUGUAGCGUCUUUUUGAAGCUGAGGUAGCAAUCUUCUUAAAUACUUAGUCAUAAAAUUGCUUCUGAUUCCAAGUUCUCUUCUUCUAUGCGUUGAUCUAUGAAGUGCAUUUGCCCAAAUCAUCCACCAUUGAGAAGCUCAGCGAUGAUUGCGCAGCGCAUUUCGAAAGCAGAGGUUGCAAUUUUCUCAAUUUCUUGGUCAAGAUAAUUGUUCUUUUGCAUUUAAUGCAUCCUGUGCUAUGUAACAUUGUUGCACAAAGCCACUCCUCUCAGCCACCUCAGUUGUAAUGUACAUUACCUCUCGGCAGCAUUGGGAGCCAUCUUCUAAAAUUCUUGGUCUUUUUGAUAAUUACUUCACUAAUUUUGCAUUUAAUGCACCUUUGGCUCUGAAACAUGUCGGCCUUGAGCUGCUCCUCUCAGAAAAUUGCUCCAAGGUCUCCCUCCAUACUUUGUCAGGUUUGCCACAGUUCAGAUUCAAAAUGAUAUAAUUAUGAUUACAAUUCCACA
This is a messenger RNA of Lytechinus variegatus (green sea urchin), 2997 nucleotides long. RefSeq names its product serine/threonine-protein kinase 40-like. The transcript is spliced from 8 exons. The record is from RefSeq and is a predicted model, not a curated record. Gene Ontology annotation, biological process: protein phosphorylation. Bases 355 to 2400 code for a protein of 681 amino acids. Gene Ontology annotation, molecular function: ATP binding; protein kinase activity. NCBI's taxonomy places the organism in Eukaryota, Metazoa, Echinodermata, Echinoidea, Temnopleuroida, Toxopneustidae.